ACUUUUUUGUUCCAGGUACCAGCCCUGCAGAGAUUCAUGAGAGCCCGAGGCCAGUUGCAGCACCAAGCAGGCGUGCAAAUUACUUCAUCCACCAUCUACACAUCUACCUUACACAUCGCAAGGGUCAAUGUCAGGAAUGCAAGCAUUGGAAGCUUAAAUGGGAUCCAAACUCCCGGACAAGUUUCAAAUGAGAACAGUACUGCAACUGCUCCAGAUCAACCAGCUCCUGUUAAUGUUCCUAAUUCAACAAGCAACCAGCUCCGAUACCCAGCCUUGAAUGCCCAGCAAACUGGAGCUGCUCCUGGUUCUAGCUUCCUUAAUCCCUUUGGCUCCUUCUUGCUCUGGAUUUUGGGCGGCGGUGCUUCCGACGGCAUCGUAUCCUUCUUCUCUAUGUUCAGAGACAUGCGAGACCAGGACCAUGCACAGGAUUUCACCCAACCAGAAAAUGAACCGGCUGGACAGAAUCAGGAAGAUUGACAUGGUUUCCUUGCACCUUCCAUUGGUAAGUCUGGUUCUCUACGUUCUAUUCUGGAAUGCAAAAACUGCUUUGUUUGAUGUGUUAUAGCUCUCCCUAUAAUCUUCUUUCUGCUCCUUCACAUGUUUGAAAUAUGUCAUAGAAAUUUUUUGUGUUUGAUUAAUUGAAUAUGUACAUAAAGAAGUUGAUGAACAGUCUUCCUUCCCUUCAUUUAACAACUUGGUUUUUAUUUUUUUU
Dendrobium catenatum is the source of this 712-nucleotide messenger RNA. Its product is annotated as membralin-like protein At1g60995. The annotation marks the transcript as partial. The record is from RefSeq and is a predicted model, not a curated record. Lineage: Eukaryota; Viridiplantae; Streptophyta; Magnoliopsida; Asparagales; Orchidaceae. The transcript has a single exon.